Messenger RNA from Strongylocentrotus purpuratus (purple sea urchin), 2000 nucleotides. Its product is annotated as high affinity cGMP-specific 3',5'-cyclic phosphodiesterase 9A. The transcript is spliced from 12 exons. Gene Ontology annotation, molecular function: 3',5'-cyclic-GMP phosphodiesterase activity. The record is from RefSeq and is a predicted model, not a curated record. NCBI's taxonomy places the organism in Eukaryota, Metazoa, Echinodermata, Echinoidea, Camarodonta, Strongylocentrotidae. The annotation marks the transcript as partial. Gene Ontology annotation, biological process: cGMP catabolic process.
UCUCCUCUUGCAGAUGUCUUUCGUUCAGCGGCAGAGGCGGGACCUAACGACAUUCUUAAACUUUACAACCAGAAAGGAAACCUGGUCAACAUCUCGCCGAAAUUGGAAGAAAAUACGCCGGACUCUAGAUAUAAACUAGAUGUGGUAGCCGCUCACUGCGACGGUAGGAGAAGUGUAGCGGAGAAGCUGGGCUUUGAUAUACAAAAGAUGGAAUCAAGGUUGGAAUUGUUAGAGAAGAAGGUGCUGAUUGACGGGGGCGAGAUCCCUACUGUCGUAUACGAACUCCGCAAUAAAGUAGAAGAAUUCAGGGACAAACUUGAGAGUGUGGAGCAUCUAAGCUGGUUAGGUCUUACAAAGGAGUUCGUUGCCAGCUCUACAAACCAUUUGCCUUUCUACAAACAAAAACUCAGGAAGACGCAGGAAGAGCAGAAAAGAGUCUGGGAGAAAUUCAGCAAAAUCUCGCACUUGCAGCUGACUGACGAUAUCAGGGAGUACCUGAGGCAACCCACGUUUGAUAACUGGCAGUGGGAGGAUGCGGAGAUGAUGCUCUUACUCCAACAGAUGUACAUAGACUUGGACUUCAUCGCAAAGUUUAACAUUGAGAUGCCCAUUCUUCAGAACUUUCUCUUUGAGGUCUUCAGGCAUUACAACAACGUACCAUUCCACAACUUCAAGCAUUGCUUCUGUGUUUCACAAAUGAUGUAUGGCAUCAUCUGGAGGGUAGACCUUCCCAAGCUCAUAGGCCAUCAGGAAUGUUUGGUGAUGAUCACCUCAGCGAUAUGUCAUGACCUGGAUCAUCCUGGCUAUAACAAUGCCUACCAGGUGAACGCUGGGACUGAACUGGCGCUGAGGUACAACGACAUCUCACCGCUAGAGAACCAUCACUGCUCGGUGGCUUUCAAGAUUCUGGAGAAGCCUCACUGCAACAUCUUCAAGAACCUGAGUCCUGAGAUCUUCAAGCAGGUACGGGAAGGCAUCAUUCGGUGUAUCCUAGCAACAGACAUGGCCAAGCACAACGAGAUUCUCAAUGGCUUCAAGGACAUCAUAUCAACCUUUGAUUUCAGCAAUAAAGUGCACAAAGAUCUACUGACCAAAAUCUGCAUCAAGGUAGCGGACAUCUCAAACGAGGCGAGGCCGAUGGAUGUUGCUGAGCCCUGGAUUGACUGUUUGCUCCAAGAGUUCUUCAACCAGAGUGACAUGGAGAAGUUGGAGGGGUUACCGGUCGCCCCCUUCAUGGACCGAGAGAAGGUCACCAAGCACACCUCCCAGACCGGAUUCAUCCGGUUCGUUCUCUUACCCCUCUUUGAGUCGUUGGGAUUACUCUUCCCAAAGCUGGAUGAACACAUAAUCGAGCCCGUCAGGACGGCGCUCAAGUACUACUCCGAGAUGGCCCAAGCGCUGGAGGAGGAGAAGAAGAGAACAAACGAGAGGAAAGACUCGCUCACCAACGGCAGCAACACCGUCACAAAAAAGAACAUUGAAGCCAACUCGACCACGUCUUCAUCGUCGAGCUCGCUAAGCCACAAUGGGAAGAGGCCCGGCAGUGGGAAAGGGGCUCCUAAUAACCCCCACGUGAGCGCAGUCAAGGACAAGAAGUUUGUCUCAAAGUCGCCGUCGCCAUCGAGUUCAGCGACCAAGUCGACGACGAAGACCAAAUGACGGUGGUGUUUCCUCUGCGGGAGCAAAGACCAAUAGACUCACUGCUGCAACGUACACUGCACUCAAUCGACGGAACAAACAGGGACUUCACUCUCUCUCUCUCUAUCCAUUUCUCUUUUGUUAUUUCUACGUCUCUCAUAUAACAUGCAAACAUGCAAUGCAUAUUCAGCUCUUUUGUGGAUUUUUUAUGGUAUUUUGCAAAAGAGCUCAAGAAUUAUCUUGCCAUUCUCGUGCAUUAUGGGUAUCAGAAAUGCUUCAUUUAUAAUGUUUGCAUUUUUGGGGUGCAUGUGAUAAUCAACUUCUUGGUUUUCGGUCUGUUUUUCAAGGACACCAUAAGGAUA